GGCACCCGACUCCAGCACCAACCGGCAUGGGCGCCCUUCUUUCCAAGCCCGUGACGGAGCAGACGACUCAUUCUGGACAGAGUGACCAGCUCAUCUUUGCUUCAGCAUCCAUGCAGGGAUGGCGCAAUCACAUGGAGGACGCGGAGACUGCGCUGCUGAGCCUCGAGGGUGCGCCUGGAUGGGCGAUGUUUGCGGUGUUUGACGGGCACGGCGGCUCGCGGGUCUCUAAGUACUGCGGCGAGGCGCUGCACCUGCGUGUGGUGUCGGACCCAGAGUGGAAGGCUGGUAACUACGAGCAGGCGUUCAAGAACGGGUUCCUGGGCACGGACCAGGACAUCCUCGACUCUGAUGACCCGCUCCUGGCCAACGACCCGUCAGGAGCGACUUCUGUGGUGGUGGCCAUCAACGUGGAUGACCACAAGCUGUACUGUGCCAACGCCGGUGACUCGCGCGCGGUGCUCUCACGGGGCGGUACGGCCGUGCCCCUGUCGGAGGACCACAAGCCCGACAACAAGGAAGAGUCGGCGCGGAUCACCGCCGCCGGCGGCUUUGUGUCGCUAGGGCGCGUCAACGGCUCGCUCGCGCUCUCGCGGGCGAUCGGCGACCAUGCGUUCAAGCAGAACUCGUCGCUCCCUGCGGAGCAGCAGGCCGUCACCGCCCUGCCGGACGUCCUCGCCCUUGACGUCACCCCCGAAGACGAGUUCUUUGUUGUCGCCUGUGAUGGCAUUUGGGACUGCAUGACCUCGCAGCAGGUCAUCGACUUUGUCCGCGAGCGCAUCCCGCAGCGCGCCACCGAGGAGGAACUCGUCAACAUCUGCUCGGAGCUCAUGAUGAAGUGCCUGGCGCCUUCGCCCUCCAUAUCCGGAACUGGCUGCGACAACAUGACUGUUGUCAUUGUCCAGAUUCUGCGCGACUAACCGCCUCCUGGGCGCCCGCCAUGGUGUACUCAAAUUGAAGACAGCUUCUGUCAUUUGCCUCUUGUCCGCCUCCAUUUCUCCCUCGCAUGCCUCGCCCGAGCCGAGCCCAACGAAGCGAUUGUGCUCAAAAACACUCGCACCACGCAGGCAACAAGCGAUGCUGCCACAAACUGCUAGCAAUCAAAGUGAUGACGAUGACCACCGAGUGCUCAAGCUGUGGAUACGAUGGAUACGACUGCUGUGAACUCUCUGCGGGGUCUGCAACCGUAGCCCGGGUGCCACGGUGAGGCGAGAAGGAGAGGGCGUUCCGAGAAAAACGGUCAAG
Messenger RNA from Thecamonas trahens ATCC 50062, 1242 nucleotides. RefSeq names its product protein phosphatase 2C isoform gamma. The transcript is spliced from 2 exons. The coding region runs from base 27 to 917 and encodes 296 amino acids. Gene Ontology annotation, biological process: protein dephosphorylation. NCBI's taxonomy places the organism in Eukaryota, Apusomonadida, Apusomonadidae. The record is from RefSeq and is a predicted model, not a curated record. Gene Ontology annotation, molecular function: protein serine/threonine phosphatase activity; cation binding.